This is a messenger RNA of Trichoderma aggressivum f. europaeum, 1614 nucleotides long. RefSeq lists its product as uncharacterized. The transcript has 2 exons. The coding region runs from base 1 to 1614 and encodes 537 amino acids. Gene Ontology annotation, biological process: subtelomeric heterochromatin formation; DNA repair; DNA damage checkpoint signaling. Gene Ontology annotation, cellular component: nucleosome; nucleus. NCBI's taxonomy places the organism in Eukaryota, Fungi, Ascomycota, Sordariomycetes, Hypocreales, Hypocreaceae. Gene Ontology annotation, molecular function: histone binding; histone H3K79 methyltransferase activity. The record is from RefSeq and is a predicted model, not a curated record.
AUGCCUCUCCUUAGUGGAAAGGGUAACAAGUUCAAGGUCGACCCGCCCAAGAUCCGCAUCGAAAAGGUCACCAUAGAGCGUCCCGCGCCUCCGAAGCCCAAGCCCAAGCCCGCAUCCCGACCCGCGCUCUCGUCGUCUGCGCGAUCAUCGCCCGUCCCCAGGCUCUCGCCCAAGGCCCCCUCGGCCUCUGCGGCGUCGUCAGCGUCUUCCAGGGCAAAGAGCAGCUCGCCGUACCCCUCUUCGGCAGACGAGAGGCGCCUCGACCUGCAGCGCAAACGCAAGGCCGUCAGCGCGUCACAACGCCGUUCACCUGCCAGCGACCGCAUCGAGUUCGACAAGGACAGCGACGCCGAAGACGAUGGGUGGAUGGAUCUGGAUUCGCACAAGCGCCAGCGCAAGGCCACUAGCGAGAGCAAGUCGGUCGAUUCGAAUCGCAAGUUGAAGAACGCCAGGGCGUUUGAGCGCAAGGAUGAGAGGCUGCAGUUCAUCCAUGCCGUUGACGUUGCCUCGCUCGAGCACAAGUGCGUUCCCAUCAUGGGAGCGUCCAAGGAGGAUGUGGCCAUUGAGCUACAAUAUCCCACUCUGCAGCGUCGAGAAAAGUCAGUCAAUUCUCAUCGCAUCUCCCCUCGUCUGAAACCGCGCGGCCCCUCACCCCACCCCUCCCGAAUGCUUCGUCUAUUCAGAAGGUUUGAGCUCGUUUGGGGCAAGGACAAGAUCGAUGCCGUAGAGGCGAGUAUACGCAUAGUACGCCUGGUUGCCGAAACCUAUCUCACCGACGUCGAGGCCGAGCCCUUUACCAACCAGACCAACGGAUUCAUUCGACGACUUGAAAAAGCCUCGAAUCGCAACAUCCAGGACCUGGCGGGCUUCAAAGCCGCUCUACGCGAGUACAACGAGACGCUCCUCGCCUUGGUCGAGGACGGCGUCGUGGCCAAGAACCUCGAAAACCUGCACCAACUGCCCCCGCAUCUCGCAGCCUUUAUCCUCGACCAGAUCUAUGACCGUACAGUGGCUCCCAAGGUGGAACUUCUCUCCAAGUACGAGAAUGGAACAGACUUUGUCUAUGGCGAACUUCUCCACCCCUUCAUCACCAAGCUCCUCGUCGAGCAGUGCAACAUGACAUCCGACCAAGUCUUUGUCGAUUUGGGCUCGGGCGUGGGCAACGUCGUUUUACAGGCAGCGCUCGAAGUCGGAUGCGAGAGCUGGGGCUGUGAGAUGAUGGAGAAUGCGAGCAACCUGGCAGAGGCUCAAGAGAAGGAGUUUCAUGCGCGAUGCCAGCUUUGGGGCUUGAAGACGGGCGAGGUACACAUCGAACGGGGUGACUUCCGCAAGAACGCCUCGAUCCACGAUGCCCUGAAGCGGGCCGACGUCGUGCUCGUCAACAACAAGGCGUUUACUUCGCAGCUCAACGAGGACUUGAUCCGCAUGUUCCUCGACCUCAAGUCGGGAUGCAAAAUCAUCUCGCUGAAAUCCUUUGUGGCCGACUCCAAGAGCAGCCACAACAUCAACGACGUGGGAAGCACCAUCCUUGAAGUCGAGGAGUGCACGUAUCCCGAAGGCUACGUCAGCUGGACCAACGCCGGCGGGCAGUACUAUAUCUCCACGCGGAAAUAG